Porites lobata is the source of this 804-nucleotide messenger RNA. The record is from the annotation of a GenBank genome assembly. NCBI's taxonomy places the organism in Eukaryota, Metazoa, Cnidaria, Anthozoa, Scleractinia, Poritidae.
CGCAGAUUUUCACGCCCAUGGAAAUCAAGUGACCUGAUUCUUCAAGUCGAAGACAGGGAAUUUCAUGUUCAUCGAGCCGUUUUGAUGGUGUGUUCGCCAGUCUUCGAGGCGAUGUUGUCUUCAGAGUUCAAAGAGAAAUCUGCCAAAAAAAUACCACUUCCGGGCAAAGAUGCGACAGAAAUAGAGCAGUUGCUUCAAGGUAUUUAUCCUGAUGAGGAUCUCUGGAUUUCAAAGGAAAACUGUCUUUUCCUUCUGAAGCUUUCCACUGAAUAUCAAAUUGAUCGAUUGAAAACCCGCUGCAAGGAAUAUUUGAGCUACUGGCGCCGAGAUGGCAUGAACAUAGACGAAGCAGUGGAAGUGAUAAUCGUGAGCGAAAAUUAUUCUGUCGAAAAAUGGAUAGUUGAACGAUGUGUGGAUCAGUUUGUGUCGCAGACAGAUAAGAAAUGGGUGCAGUUACAGAAACAUAAGCGUUUCUCCGAAUUAGAACCUGCAACAGUCAAGCACGUCACAGAGGAAAGAGUGGACUACUUGGAGCGAAGAUUGAAUAUUGUUCACAUGCCAAUUUGAUGAGCCUCAGUGUGCACCUGACCGAAAGUCCUUUCCGAAAUGCCAUAGAUGUGAAUCUGUUGAUGACAUAAGGAACAACUUUAGAGUUUAGGCGUAUAUUUAUGGUCCUCACCCUACCAAACCAGACAGUUUUUCUCUACAAUGACUAAUCUAAGUAGAAACACGUGUAUCGCAGAACCACGUGAAGCUGGGGAGGCCGAUAAAAUGCCUGGGAUGGGAGGGUGGGAGAGAAAUAGA